Messenger RNA from Jaculus jaculus (lesser Egyptian jerboa), 2860 nucleotides. It is a transcript of the gene Rnf4, whose product is annotated as ring finger protein 4. The transcript has 8 exons. Gene Ontology annotation, biological process: positive regulation of transcription by RNA polymerase II. NCBI's taxonomy places the organism in Eukaryota, Metazoa, Chordata, Mammalia, Rodentia, Dipodidae. The coding region runs from base 292 to 876 and encodes 194 amino acids. The record is from RefSeq and is a predicted model, not a curated record. Gene Ontology annotation, molecular function: transcription factor binding; zinc ion binding.
GCCAACGCUUGCGGAGUGGAAGUGGGUUGCUUUGAGGCGGUGGAGUUCUGCUAGAGCAGGUCUCAGCGUCUUAGGAAGGUCCGUCUUUGCUUCAGCUUGUUGUGGCGCCUCCUGGUCCAAACCGGCUCCGAGACUUGAAGGCAUUGGAAAUCCAGCUGACUCCAAAUUUUUUGUAAACCAGAAGAUGAGUAGCCAAUGGGCAUGAGAGAUUGGGAAUAUUCCACUGCUUUAUAAAACUUGGUAUAAUAAUAGACUGUUUCCUUUUCUGGAGAUUUGGAGCCAAAGAACACAAUGAGUACAAGAAAUCCUCAAAGAAAGCGUCGUGGCGGAACAGUAAGUUCUAGACAAACUCAGAAGCGAACUCGGGAAGCAGCUUCAACCCCAGAGAUUUCCUUGGAAGCAGAACCCAUAGAACUUGUAGAAACUGGUGGCGAUGAAAUUGUGGACCUCACCUGUGAAUCUCUAGAGCCUGUGGUUGUUGACCUGACUCACAAUGACUCUGUUGUGUUUGUUGAAGAAAGGAGAAGGCCAAGGAGGAAUGCAAGGCGGCUGCGCCAAGACCAUGCUGACAGCUGUGUGGUGAGCAGCGAUGAUGAGGAAUUAUCUAGGGACAGAGAUGUUUAUGUGACUACCAAUACUUCCCGGAGCACCAGGGAUGAGGGAGCUACAGGACUCAGGCCUUCGGGUACUGUCAGUUGUCCAAUAUGCAUGGAUGGAUACUCUGAGAUUGUGCAGAAUGGGCGUCUCAUUGUUUCUACAGAAUGUGGCCACGUCUUCUGUAGCCAGUGCCUCCGUGAUUCCCUUAAGAAUGCUAACACUUGUCCAACUUGUAGGAAAAAGAUCAACCAUAAGCGGUACCACCCCAUUUAUAUAUGAAGUGUUCAGAGCUGCUCAGGAGAGACCAUGGACAGACAGUUGGGCUGGCCUCACCUCGUGGUAUCUGCCUCUAAUUUCCUGAGCUCAAAAAGACUGUUUCAGAACCAACAUCUGAUGUUUCUAAACCCUUUUGAUUCUUUUGUUAUCACCAGUUUGAUGUUAAGGAGCUGGACCCAGGCAUCCUCUCCAGGCCAGCUCUGCAUCUCUGUUCCUCUGGGUGGUCUUAUCUCCAAGUAAGAGAAAAAGAGUCAGACACCAUGGAGUUGAGCAUCAUAUCAUGGCUCCAGCCUCUUUGUGGAGCCUACAUGUUUGCCAAGAAGUUUCCCUGUUGGGAAAGUUUGCCCCAACUCUUCUGGGUGGAAGACCAACUCUUCUGCCUACCAUACAGUCACCUGUCCAGACACGGUCCACCCAGCUCAAGUGUCCCAGUGCAGGAGCUGCCCCUGGAAAGCCCAGCCAAUGUACAUUAUUUUUCCCUCAAGAGUCAGAGGUGGCCUAUGAUCCUACCUGCACCUUACCAUUGAUGUGCAGUGUUUUCUGCAAAUCAAGAGAACCUCUGCAGGGCAACCCUUAUGUCCUAAAAAUGACAAAGUGCAAUAAACCCCAUUUUUUCAACAAUCUAGGAGAUGUAGCACUGCUAGUGUCCUCAAAACCCAGUGUCACCUGUGGAGCAGUGCCUGUCCCACCCCAUCUCUGUUCACUUUGUUCUCAGGAACCCUACCCAUACUCCAAAGUUCUUUGCCUGGUACAGGACCUUUAAGGCCAAUAGCAAACCAGACACAUGUCCUCUUUCUCCUCAUAAGAUUGUCUUGUGUUUCCCUCCAGCCCUCAGUUCCCACUGCCUAAUGUCUGCCCAAGCAUAGAAACUGGGAGGUGGUGGCAGUAAUAGUGGCCUUAUCAGCUGCUCACUUCCAUGCUUUUGCCCAAGUUACUGUUGCCCUGUUUCAGAGAUGUUGGCCCACCUGACCUGGCACUGCCCUGACUUUCUCACACCCUUCCUUCCAGUAGAUACUUACUUCCAAAGCUGCUCUUCUGGUGAGUUGGGCUUAGAUCAUCUGGGCUUUUGACUGCUUCCCAGGUUUUGGUUGGCAAAGCAUGGUGCCUCUUCUCCCCAUGGGGUCAUAUAACAACCUCUGCUCCACUCUAUAGGUGUGGCUUUGGUGCCCUCCGAGGCAGUGAGGUGAUCCAAAUUGCUCCGGAGGACAUCAGGCAUGGGGUGGGUCAUAGAGGAUAGGCUUUGAGUGUCAGCCUCUCUUCACCUCCACACUACUUCCUCAGAGGGCUCCAAACUAACAGCCUUUUUGUGUGAAACAUCUUCAAGGUGGGAAAGGGGCCAUUUAGGGCUUUGCUAGCAAUAACUGACCUUCAGUUUGUCCUUCUGAAGGAGCAGGGACUCAGCACAGAAUUCACUUUAAAUGGGGCUGAAGGAGUGUCCCUCCUCUAUGUGAAAAGAAAAGUUUUAUUUGUUCUGACUUUUUAAUUGUGUUUGACUUACUUCGACUUAGUUUGAGAGUAAUAAUUUUCUACAUGGACUCAAAUUGGGUAGGAGCAUUAACUCAUCAUUGUGAUGUGUGGCAUCUACUCUUUCCUGGGAUGUUUCGGCCAUUGAGUUCCCUCUGGGCCUCAUGGACACACUCUUACUACUUUCUAAUGAUAGCCAGACUUCAAGGAGCCAGGGCUACCAUGCAGCCAGUUCACCAGUAAUAUGGUGAUGCCCAUUAACAAAAUUUAUGUUUUCUCCAUAGACAGUUUAUGAGGUCAUAAGAUUUGUAUUACUACAUCCUAAGUUAAAUUGGGAAAUGAUGUGUUUAGUCUUACUAAUCAUAAACUUCAAAACAGGAAAAGGUUGGUAUGAACAAAGUCCCUUUCCUUUCCUCAGUGUACAUAGUUUCUCUUUGUUACAUUUAAGCUAUGCCCAUGGACAUCAGUCUGUUUUGGACUCCUAGUGUUAAACAUGGAAAUAAAACCAUUGAUUUGAACCAGA